AUGGCUCCCGCUUUGACAGAAUCCGUACCAGUGCCACAGAAGCUCUUUUCCUACGAUAAACCUUCUAAAGCUGCGUUCCCAGAUGGCAUCAAAACAAGUGGGCAAUGCCCGCCAAACUAUGAUCAGCUCGUCCCGUACGAGCAGUUCCCGAAAGAGAUUACGGGACCGACAGUGUGGAAGGCGGAGGAUUAUGAAAACAACCCUGAGCGAUGGGUGCAUCGAUUCAGCGAGGAAGAGAUCAAGGAGUUGAGUGACGCAGCCGAUGCCUUCAUGGCAUCAGGCACUCCCAUGACUGGAAUUACAAAGGAUAAAUUUCCACUCCCCGGUUUUGAGGCACACCUCACGGCGAUGCGUAACGAGAUCAUCAACGGAAAGGGUUUUAUUCUCUUCAAGGGGUUUCCCGUCAACGAAUGGGGCAACCACAAGAGUGCUGUGGCAUACAUGGGAUUGGGAACAUACAUUGGCUACUUUGUUUCUCAGAACGGCCUUGGCCACGUCCUCGGUCAUGUAAAAGACACUGGCGCCGACCCAACUCAGAUUGACAAAGUCCGCAUCUACCGCACCACUGCCCGCCAAUUUUUCCACACCGACGAUUGCGAUGUCGUCGGACUUCUCUGCAUCGCGCGAUCUCUCGAAGGCGGAGAGUCGGAUAUUGCAUCCUGUCACCAUGUCUUCAAUACUAUCCAACGAGAACACCCCGAUGUCGUGGAAACUCUCACACAACCGAUCUGGUACUUUGACCGCAAGGGUGAGGUCUCCGAGGGACAGGAGCCCUAUACCAGGCAGCCGAUCUUCUACAAGGAAACGACACCCAAUGGAAGAAUUUACACCAAAUUCGACCCUUACUUUGUAAAGUCCCUCUCGCGCUUCUCAGACGCUGGCACCAUCCCACCACUGUCGGAAGCACAGCUCAAGGCACUGCAAGUGCUGGAAGAUACAUGUUUGAGAUUGGCCUUGCACAUGGUGUUGGAAGUGGGCGAUAUUCAGUUCCUGGGCAACGGUCAUAUUCUGCACUCGAGAACUGCAUACAAGGACUAUGCGGAUAUGACAGGGAGGCCGAAAAGGCAUUUGAUGAGACUCUGGCUGGCUACGCCGGAGAGUGAAGGUGGAUGGAAGUUGCCGUUUCCUGAUUCGGGGCAUGCGAAGAGAGGUGGCAUUCAAGUGAAUGAUACGCCUCCCCGAGCUCCCACAGAUGCUGAGUAG
This is a messenger RNA of Ramularia collo-cygni, 1203 nucleotides long. RefSeq lists its product as uncharacterized. The record is from RefSeq and is a predicted model, not a curated record. NCBI's taxonomy places the organism in Eukaryota, Fungi, Ascomycota, Dothideomycetes, Mycosphaerellales, Mycosphaerellaceae. Gene Ontology annotation, molecular function: oxidoreductase activity. Bases 1 to 1203 code for a protein of 400 amino acids. The transcript has 2 exons.